Messenger RNA from Fusarium venenatum, 444 nucleotides. Its product is annotated as ubiquitin-conjugating enzyme/RWD-like protein. Lineage: Eukaryota; Fungi; Ascomycota; Sordariomycetes; Hypocreales; Nectriaceae. Gene Ontology annotation, molecular function: ubiquitin conjugating enzyme activity. Gene Ontology annotation, cellular component: nucleus. The record is from RefSeq and is a predicted model, not a curated record. Gene Ontology annotation, biological process: protein polyubiquitination.
AUGGCUCUUAAGCGUAUUAACAAGGAGUUGACUGAUCUCGGCCGAGAUCCUCCCUCUUCCUGCUCCGCUGGCCCUGUUGGCGAGGAUCUGUUUCACUGGCAAGCUACGAUUAUGGGUCCUUCUGACUCCCCUUACUCCGGCGGUGUCUUCUUCCUUGCGAUUCACUUCCCUACCGACUACCCCUUCAAGCCUCCCAAGGUCAACUUCACCACACGCAUCUACCACCCCAACAUCAACUCCAACGGAAGCAUCUGCUUGGACAUUCUCCGAGACCAGUGGAGCCCUGCUCUGACCAUCUCCAAAGUUCUUCUGUCCAUCUGCUCAAUGCUAACGGAUCCUAACCCUGACGACCCUCUGGUGCCUGAGAUCGCCCAUGUCUACAAGACUGACCGACCCCGAUACGAGGCCACAGCCCGAGAGUGGACUCGAAAGUACGCCAUUUAA